AUGGUUCUCAUCAAGAGCUUCGUGCUCGCCGCCGUGGCUGCCGUCGCGACUGCCAGAUCCGCCGUCAUGGACCUCACACAUUCCAACUUCGACAAGGUCGUCCUCAAGUCGGGAAUACCCACCCUCGUUGAAUUCUUCGCCCCUUGGUGCGGCCACUGCAAGUCCUUGGCCCCCACGUACGAGGAGCUCGCCCUCGCCCUUGAGCAUGCCAAGGACAAGGUACAAAUUGCCAAGGUCGACGCCGAUUCCGAGCGGGAGUUGGGCAAGCGCUUUGGAAUCCAGGGAUUCCCUACGCUCAAGUACUUUGACGGAAAGUCGGACAAGCCCGAGGAGUACAAGUCUGGUCGAGAUUUGGAGAGUCUGACCAAGUUCCUGACGGAGAAGGCUGGGGUCAAGGCCAAGAAGAAGCUGGAAAUGCCUAGCAAAGUUGUGAUGCUUACUGACAGCAGCUUUGCGGAGGUCAUUGGGAGUGACAAGAAUGUGCUUGUUGCGUUCACUGCUCCUUGGUGCGGACACUGCAAGAACCUGGCCCCUACCUGGGAGAGCCUUGCGGCCGAUUUCGCCAACGAAGCCAAUGUCGUCAUUGCUAAGGUGGAUGCUGAGGCUCCCCACAGCAAGGCCGUGGCCACCGAACAGGGCGUCACUUCUUACCCGACCAUCAAGUGGUUCCCCGCUGGGAGCAAGAAGGCCGAGAGCUACGAUGGGGCUCGCUCCGAGGACGCCUUCGUCGAGUUCAUCAACAAGGAGGCUGGCACUCACCGCGUUGCGGGUGGUGGUCUUGACCGUGAUGCCGGAACAAUUCCCGUCCUCGACUCGCUGGUUGCCAAGUUCAUCGAGGGCGCCAAGUUGGAGGAUACGGCCGCCGAGGUGAAGAGUGCCAUUGAGAAGCUCGGCGACGACGCCAAGUAUGCUUACGCCAAGUACUACAUCCGAGUCUUUGAUAAGCUGAACAAGAGCGACAACUUUGUCGCCAUGGAGCUCUCCAGACUCGAGGGCAUCCUGGAAAAUGGCGGCCUGGGCCCGUCCAAGCGCGAUGAGGUUCAGAGCAGGACGAAUGUUUUGCGCCGCUUCGUUAAGAAGGCUGCCGAGAAGGCCGAAGAGAUCAGGGAUGAGCUGUAA
Metarhizium album ARSEF 1941 is the source of this 1119-nucleotide messenger RNA. RefSeq names its product protein disulfide-isomerase tigA precursor. Gene Ontology annotation, biological process: protein folding. The coding region runs from base 1 to 1119 and encodes 372 amino acids. Gene Ontology annotation, cellular component: endoplasmic reticulum. NCBI's taxonomy places the organism in Eukaryota, Fungi, Ascomycota, Sordariomycetes, Hypocreales, Clavicipitaceae. The record is from RefSeq and is a predicted model, not a curated record. The transcript is spliced from 2 exons. Gene Ontology annotation, molecular function: protein disulfide isomerase activity.